Messenger RNA from Cajanus cajan (pigeon pea), 996 nucleotides. RefSeq names its product maternal effect embryo arrest 59 (gene MEE59). Lineage: Eukaryota; Viridiplantae; Streptophyta; Magnoliopsida; Fabales; Fabaceae. The record is from RefSeq and is a predicted model, not a curated record.
UACUUAGCAGACAAUUACUGGUUCAUUUGGGUAGAGAGAGAGAGAGGAAAGGAAAAGGAAAAGCGAAAGACAUGAUGGUGGGGCAGUUGACGGGAACCAAGCCCAGCCGGAGCGACGAGGUUUUGGACGGUGAGGAACAACUGAGGAUCGCCAAUCAGAUCCGAGCCCAAUUCGAUGCCUUGGAGCCCAAGCGACCUACCAAGCCCAACCGAAGCGAACCCGAUGCCGUAGCCCAACACCCCGCCGUCUCAGUCAUCGAUAUACCCGAGCUUCACAAGUUUCAAUCCCUUCAAUCAACCUCUCAUGCUAUAAUUUCAUCGCCGGGGAUGGUGGGUGCACCGGAUGAGUUUGUGGAGACGCACUACUACAAAGAAUUGAUAUCUAUUGACAAACAACAUCACACGACAGGGAGUGGGUUCAUAAAGGGUAUGGGAGAAGGAGGGGAAGGUGGAUAUGAUGAGAUUCAGUUACCUCAUAACCAUGUUAAUGCGGCUGGUCAAAGAGCCUAUAAAAGCAACCCUGCCACCAACGACUGGGUUCCUACUUCCCAUGAAUAUCAGUUGUAACAGGAAUUCGUCUCGUCCAAGCCAAAUAGGAGCGAGAGUACUUGAUAUGCUAUGCUAAUUGCUAAUUGCUAGGUGAAAAUGGAUUAAUCUUGUACCACAUUUUUUUUCUUUUUAUUAUUUUGUAUGCCUAUUUGCUGCUUACAGGAGAUUGGUGUUUGGUGUGGGGGUACAACGGUCGUUGUAUGAUUACAUUAAUACUAUAGUCUACCAGAGAAAGGAGUUUCUGAAUGCUAUAAAUCUCGUGACAUGAUAUGCUUGCCUAUUGACCACCUAACCAAAGUCACCUAUCUUCUAGGUUGUAGUCCAUUUUCACCACUUUUCAAUUAAUUUGUAUCGGGACAAGUUUGAAUAAAUAAAUAAUUAAUCAUGGCACGGGUCUUUAGAGGUUUUUAUGAAAAACAUUAAAUUAAUUUUCUUAAAUUUUAUUUUA